AUGAAGGAGAGACAGUCACCGAAAAGCAGAAAUUCUAUUGCUUACCUCUCAGAAGGGUUAAUAAACUAUAAAAAAAUAUCUAUCUAUCUAUCUAUCUAUCUAUCUAUCUAUCUCGACCGUUCUAUUUCUAUAAGUCCAUCACAACAUACUUUCCAUUCCUCCUUCCAAUUCCACCAGAUAGACAACAUCACUUUCAAUCACCAUUCCUCCUUCCAAUUCCACCAGAUAGACAACAUCACUUUCAAUCACCAUUCCUCCUUCCAAUUCCACCAGAUAGACAACAUCACUUUCAAUCACCAUUCCUCCUUCCAAUUCCACCAGAUAGACAACAUCACUUUCAAUCACCAUUCCUCCUUCCAAUUCCACCAGAUAGACAACAUCACUUUCAAUCACCAUUCCUCCUUCCAAUUCCACCAGAUAGACAACAUCACUUUCAAUCACCAUUCCUCCUUCCAAUUCCACCAGAUAGACAACAUCACUUUCAAUCACCAUUCCUCCUUCCAAUUCCACCAGAUAGACAACAUCUUUCAAUCACCAUUCCUCCUUCCAAUUCCACCAGAUAGACAACAUCACUUUCAAUCACCAUUCCUCCUUCCAAUUCCACCAGAUAGACAACAUCACUUUCAAACAAUUCAUCACUUUCAAUCACCAUUCCUCCUUCCAAUUCCACCAGAUAGACAACAUCACUUUCAAUCACCAUUCCUUCCAAUUCCACCAGAUAGACAACAUCAACAAUCCAUUCCUUUCAAUUCACCAGAUAGACAACAUCACUUUCCAAUCACCAUUUCCUUCCAAUUCCACCAGAUAGACAACAUCACUUUCAAUCACCAUUCCUCCUUCCAAUUCCACCAGAUAGACAACAUCACUUUCAAUCACCAUUCCUCCUUCCAAUUCCACCAGAUAGACAACAUCACUUUCAAUCACCAUUCCUCCUUCCAAUUCCACCAGAUACAACAACUUUCAAUCACCAUUCUCCUUCCAAUUCCACCAGAUAGAGACUUCACUUUCAAUCACCAUUCCUCCUUCCAAUUCCACCAGAUAGACAACAUCACUUUCAAUCACCAUUCCUCCCUUCCAAUUCCACCAGAUAGACAACAUCACUUUCAAUCACCAUUCCUCCUUCCAAUUCCACCAGAUAGACAACAUCACUUUUCAAUCACCAUUCCUCCUUCCAAUUCCACCAGAUAG
Molecule: messenger RNA, 1188 nt
Organism: Acanthosepion pharaonis
Lineage: Eukaryota; Metazoa; Mollusca; Cephalopoda; Sepiida; Sepiidae
Source: the annotation of a GenBank genome assembly